GUGACCCCCGUGGGGAGGAUGGCGACGGCCCAGGGGAGGAUGAUGGCCUGCGCCCGCCUCUCCCAGGCCCGCGUCCCAGCAGUCGCCGUGUGGCUCCUGUGCGCGCUCGACCUCCUGGGCACCGAGGCUGGGCCGCCGCCCGCGCCCCCCGGGCUGCCCACGGGAACCCCCUGUCUGGAGCGCUUUACCGCCGGGGUGCCUGCCUUCGUGCUCGAUACCGAGGCCUCGGUCAGCAACGGGGCCACCUUCCUGGGCUCCCCCACCGUGCGCCGCGGUUGGGACUGCGUGCGCGCCUGCUGCACCACCCAGAACUGCAACCUGGCGCUGGUGGAGCUGCAGCCCGACGGCGGGGAGGACGCCAUUGCAGCCUGCUUCCUAAUGAACUGCCUCUACGAGCAGAACUUCGUGUGCAAGUUCGCGCCCAGGGAGGGCUUCAUCAACUACCUCACGCGGGAAGUUUACCAGUCCUACCGCGAGCUACGGACCCAGGGUUUUGGCGCGCCCCGGAUCCCCAAGGUCCGGGCAGGCAUAGACUUGAAGGUGCAGCCCCAGGAACCCUUGGUGCUGAAGGACAUGGAGAACACAGAUUGGUACCUACUACAGGGUGACACGGAUGUCAGAGUAGAGAAGAAUGAGCCGGACCAGGUGAAGCUGUGGGGACUCAAGGAAGGCACCUACGUGUUCCAGCUGACAGCGGCCCAUUCCAACCAGCCAGAGAGCAUGACCAAUGUCACAGUUACUGUGCUAUCCCCCAAGCAGACAGAAGAAUAUUGCCUCGCGUCCAGCAAGGUGGGCCGCUGCCGCGGUUCCUUCCCCCGCUGGUACUACGACCCCAAAGAACAGAUCUGCAAGAGUUUCGUUUACGGAGGUUGCUUGGGCAAUAAGAACAACUAUCUUCGGGAAGAGGAGUGCAAGCUAGCCUGCAGGGAUGUGCAAGGCCCCUCACUGGAAAGGCACGGUCCGGUGUGCUCUGGCACCUGUCACCCCGCCGAGUUCCGCUGCCGCAACGGCUGUUGCAUUGACAGCUUCCUGGAGUGUGACGACACUCCCGACUGCCCCGAUGCCUCCGACGAGGCCACCUGUGAGAAAUACACCAAUGGCUUUGAGGAGCUCCAGAACAUCCACUUCCGCAGUGACAAAGGGCACUGUGUGGACCUGCCAGACACAGGCCUCUGCCAGGAGAACAUUCCACGCUGGUACUACAACCCCUUCAGUGAACGCUGUGCCCGCUUUACCUAUGGUGGCUGUUAUGGCAACAAGAACAACUUUGAGGAGGAGCAGCAGUGUCUUGCGUCCUGUCGCGGUGUCUCCAAGAAGGAUGUUUUUGGGCUCCGGCGGGAAAGCCCCAUUCCUAACAUAGGCUCCGUGGAGGUGGCCAUUGCAGUCCUCCUGGUCACCUGCAUCGUGGUGGUGACAGCCCUAUUGGGUUACUGCUUCUUCAAGGACCAGAGGAAGGGCCUCCACAGAUAUGGCCACCGCCGCCAGCACCACCACCCUCAGCCCCCUACCCCUGCCAACUCUACGGUCUCCACCACAGAGGACACGGAGCACCUGGUCUAUAACCAUACCACCCAGCCCCUCUGAGCCUGGGGCUCUCACAGCCUCUUUCCAGCUCUUGCCUGGCCCUGCUUCCUCCUCACCAAGAUGGAAGCCUGGGCCAGGGAAAACUGCGGGACCAGACUCCUACAGCCUGGUUCCCAGGCCCACUCUGCUUCUGAGGCAGGGCUCUAGCCCCUCUGGGAGACAUCUCAAUGAAGCUUAGGCCUCCCAUUCCUGACAAAGCUCCAGGGUCUAGGAGGAGCCGAAAACCUUUGAGCCGAGUCCCACACACAGAUGGACCUGUUUGCCUAGGAUUUCAGAAGAAGUUGGAGUUUUGUUUCUUGGUCACAGUGGCCUGUCCCCACCCUGUGGCAUUGGGAAGGGGCCUGUGGUAAUGUCAGAAACUGGAGGUCCCCCAAGCCCUCCCCUUCCCACUCUGCACAGA
Lontra canadensis (Northern American river otter) is the source of this 1984-nucleotide messenger RNA. RefSeq names its product serine peptidase inhibitor, Kunitz type 1 (gene SPINT1). The record is from RefSeq and is a predicted model, not a curated record. Lineage: Eukaryota; Metazoa; Chordata; Mammalia; Carnivora; Mustelidae. Bases 19 to 1584 code for a protein of 521 amino acids. Gene Ontology annotation, molecular function: protein binding; serine-type endopeptidase inhibitor activity. The transcript has 10 exons.